CCUGCCCCGUAUCCCAUGCAUAGUAUUCGUUGUGUCUUCGGUGUAAUUGUAAAACAGGCUGAAGGUAAACAGAUCUUUGUGGAGUUUGAUGGCUGCAACUGGAAGCAACAUGCCUGGGUGAAAGUUCAUGCUGAAGAGGUCAUCGUGUUGCUGUUGGAAGGCUCGCUGGUUUGGGCUCCUCGAAAUGAUCCAAUUCCACUUCAGGGAGCUCGGGUCUCUCUCACACAUUGGCCUGCACUUACUUUCACUCCUUUAGUAGAUAAGCUGGGCUUAGGCUCUGUGGUUCCAGUGGAGUUUCUUCUGGACCGGCGCCUAAGGUUCCUGUCUGAUGCCAGUGGACUCCGUCUUUUUCAGAUGGGAACGGAGAGCCAGAAUCAAAUUCUGCAGGAGCAGCCUGCCCUGCGAGAAUCUGUCAAUGCAUUGAUCGGUGACCAGAAGCUCCAGGAAAUUUUUAGCAGAGGUCCUUACAGCGUUCAGGGCCAACGGGUGAAGGUGUACCAACCAGAGGAUGAAAACAGCUGGCUCUGUGGUGUGGUGAGCCGUCAAGACCCCAUCACUCGCCUUAUGGAGGUGUCUGUGACUGAGAGUGGUGAGAUAAAGUCAGUGGAUCCUCGACUUAUUCAUGUGGUGAUGGACAACUCGGCUCCUUCCAAUGAGGGCGGAGGUGUAAAGACAGCUAAAUCUUCAAAAGGGAAAAAGAAACGCGAGUGUCUGGAAGGAAAGGAUGGACGGAGGAGGAAAACUGCUUCGGAUCCUGGGUGCGAUCCUGCAACAAAGAAGCUAAAAGAGAGGGGUGAAGCAGAUAGUAAUGGGAGUGAUGGAGGCGAGGGAAGCAGAGGCCCUUGGAAAGGAGGAACCAGCAGUGAUGCGGGGCUGGAUCCAAGGGCCAAGCAGCUGCCUCCGUUUGUUCCUCCAAUUAAUCGCAACAUUCGCUUUGCCACUUACACCAAAGAGAAUGGCCGAACUCUGGUAGUCCAGGAUGAACCAGUCGGUGGUGAGACACCUGUACCAUUCACUCCCUUUUCCUCAGCGGCUGGUCAAGCACUGCUGGUUGGAGCUGGUUGUAAAGAGGCAGGAAAAUCACUGGAACAGGUUGGCCAAAACAUGGCAGCUGCUGCAACAGCUGUUACUACAGCUACUUUGACGCCCACAACUGUGAGGAUCUCAGAUACUGGUAUGUCAGCAGUUUCUGGACAAGAGAAACCGAAAAGCCGGUCACAGGCUCAGGGAGAGAAUUCCCGAAACUCGCUUUUGACUUCUGGUUUUGGAGCAUCUCUUCCAAGUGCUCCCCAACCUUUGGCAUUCGGGGGUGGAAGAGGCCAAUCAAAUGGAGUAUUGACCGCAGAAAGCAAACCUGUUGGAUUUCCAUUUGGCAGCAGCACUGGGCAAGAGUCUCCAAAAGAUUCUGAUCUGUCAAAGAACUUGUUUUUCCAAUGUAUGUCGCAGAAUUUGCCCUCCAGUAACUACUUCACAGUCAUCUCUGAGAGUUUGGCUGACGAGCCCUCUAGUCGGGACUCAUUCAAGCAGUGUUCAGAAAGCCUGGGCUCUGGGAUUGGUAAAGGUAAAAGUCUUCUUGCAGCAGACAAUAAGCCUGCAGCCCAGUCUGGCAGUUCUGUGGACCGGAAGCUGCCAAUGGAGUCAAUGCCCACCCUCACUCCAGCUUUUUCAAGAAGCCUGUUGAAUCCUCGACCCCCAGAUAAUCAUGAAAAUUUAUUUUUACAGCCCCCAAAACUGUCCCGGGAGGAGCCUGCAAACCCUUUCCUGGCAUUUGCUGAGAAAGCAGAACUUGGUCCUUUCAGUAGCUUUGCAUCUUCAUCUCAGACAGGAGUUUCUACACCCCCUUCAACUGUGGCUCCCAAGGCUGCUUCUAGCUGGCCAGAAUCACUCACCUCAGCAGACUCUUCUUUUGCUAAGAAGAAAACCUUGUUUAUAACAACUGAUUCCUCCAAGCUGGUUUCUGGUGUGACCGGUCUGGCUGCCCUGGCUGGUGUACAGAGCCCUGCUACGGUGGGGAAAAAGGAACAGAAACCAUCUGUUGGGCCUGGGCAGCAGGACAACCCUCUUCUGAAAACUUUUUCUAACGUGUUUGGCAGGCACCCGCCUUGCUUUUUCUCUUCACAGGCAGAGUUUGCACAGGAGAACAGAGCCCCUUUUGAAGCUGUGAAAAGGUUCUCGUUAGAUGAGCGGAGCAUGACAUCCAAACAAGACUCAGAUUCUAGUACCAAUAGUGACCUGUCAGAUUUGAGUGACUCUGAGGAGCAGCUGCAGGCCAAGGCUUGUCUGAAGGGGAUCCCAGAGCACUUGAUUGGGAAGCUGGGCCCCAAUGCAGAACGGAACGCUGAGUUGCUACUGGGAAAAGGAAAAGGGAAACAGGCCCCAAAGGGCCGGCCUCGCACAGCUCCCCUGAAAGUUGGCCAGUCGGUGCUGAAAGACAUGAGCAAGGUGAGGAAGCUGAAGCAGUCGGGAGAACCCUUCCUCCAGGACGGCUCUUGCAUCAACGUAGCCCCUCAUCUGCACAAGUGCCGGGAGUGCCGUCUGGAGCGGUACCGCAAAUUCAAGGAGCAAGAGCAAGACGACUCAACUGUGGCCUGUCGCUUUUUCCAUUUCCGAAGACUGAUAUUCACGCGGAAGGGUAUCCUGCGAGUAGAAGGAUUCUUAAAUCCCCAGCAGAGCGACCCUGAUGCGAUGAGCCUGUGGAUCCCGUCUUCCGCCCCGGCAGAGGGCAUUGACCUGGAAACUUCUAAAUACAUCCUGGCCAAUGUUGGAGACCAGUUCUGCCAGCUUGUUAUGUCUGAGAAGGAGGCGAUGAUGAUGGUGGAGCCACAUCAGAAAGUGGCAUGGAAGCGAGCAGUCCGUGGUGUGAGGGAGAUGUGUGAUGUAUGUGAGACAACCCUCUUCAAUAUUCACUGGGUUUGUCGCAAAUGUGGUUUUGGAGUCUGCCUGGACUGUUACCGGCUGAGGAAGAAUCGUCCGCGAAGUGAAACAGAGGAGAUUGGUGAUGAGGAAGUCUUCUCAUGGCUGAAGUGUGCGAAGGGACAGUCUCAUGAACCAGAAAAUCUUAUGCCAACCCAAAUCAUUCCUGGAACAGCCCUUUAUAAUAUUGGAGAUAUGGUGCAUGCAGCACGAGGCAAAUGGGGAAUUAAAGCAAACUGCCCCUGUAUUAACCGACAGAACAAAUCCGUACUGAGACCAGCUGUCACCAAUGGGAUGUCACAGCUUCCCAGUGUAAAUCCUACUGUGUCUGCCUCUGGAAAUGAGAGCACCUUCUCCAAUGCAGCAACAGGGACAGGACAGCUAGAGAUGGAUACUGGUCCUAAACCUGAGGCUACAGAUGGUAGAACUGAGGAGUCUGCAAAAUCAGACACGCCACCAACCAGUAACACAAGCGAAACAAAGACUAACAGGGCAUUGUGUCCAGAAACGACCCCCUCAUCUGCCUUGCACUGGCUUGCUGAUUUAGCAACCCAGAAAGCAAAAGAAGAAACAAAAGAAGCAGGAUCGCUGAGGUCGGUGCUCAGCAAAGAAUCCCACUCGCCCUUCGGAUUGGAUUCCUUCAAUGCCAGUGCAAAGGUUUCCCCUUUAACUCCAAAGCUGUUUAACAGCCUCCUGUUGGGCCCAGUUGCAUCUAGCAACAAAACCGAAGGUUCGAGUCUCAGAGACUUGCUACACUCUGGACCAGGAAAACUGCCUCAGGUCCCAUUAGAUGCAGGAAUCCCAUUUCCUCCAGUUUUCUCUGCAGCUUCGAUGGGGGCCAAAGGUAAAGCCAGUCUGCCCAACUUCCUAGAUCAUAUCAUUGCUUCUGUGGUGGAAAAUAAGAAGACAUCUGAUGCUGCAAAGCGAACAAGUAACUUGGCUGACACUCAAAAAGAGGUGAAGGAAAUGGUAAUGGGACUGAAUGUUCUGGAUCCACACACGUCUCAUUCCUGGCUCUGUGAUGGAAGGCUCCUAUGCCUUCAUGAUCCCAGCAACAAAAACAACUGGAAGAUCUUCAGGGAGUGUUGGAAACAGGGCCAGCCUGUGCUAGUUUCUGGAGUCCAUAAGAAGUUGAAGUCAGAGCUCUGGAAACCAGAGGCCUUCAGUCUGGAGUUUGGAGACCAGGAUGUUGAUCUGGUGAACUGCAGAAACUGUGCCAUAAUUUCAGAUGUGAAAGUGCGUGACUUCUGGGAUGGCUUUGAAAUAAUUUCUAAACGCCUGAGGUCGGAAGAUGGACAGCCGAUGGUACUGAAGUUAAAGGACUGGCCUCCAGGGGAGGAUUUUAGAGACAUGAUGCCUACAAGGUUUGAGGAUUUGAUGGAGAAUCUUCCUCUCCCGGAGUAUACCAAGAGGGACGGCAGGUUAAAUCUGGCCUCUAGGCUGCCAAGCUACUUUGUACGUCCUGAUCUGGGUCCCAAAAUGUACAAUGCCUACGGGCUAAUAACUGCGGAAGACAGACGUGUUGGUACGACCAACUUACACUUGGAUGUGUCUGAUGCCGUUAAUGUCAUGGUGUAUGUUGGGAUCCCCAUUGGCGAAGGGGCCCAUGAUGAUGAGGUGCUGAAAACAAUUGAUGAAGGAGAUGCUGAUGAUGUAACAAAGCAGCGAAUCCACGAAGGGAAGGAAAAGCCUGGAGCUCUGUGGCACAUCUAUGCUGCCAAGGAUGCUGAGAAGAUCCGUGAACUUCUGCGGAAGGUUGGAGAAGAACAAGGUCAAGAAAAUCCCCCAGAUCAUGACCCAAUUCAUGACCAAAGUUGGUACUUGGACCAGACCCUGCGUAAGCGUCUUUAUGAUGAGUAUGGUGUACAAGGCUGGGCAAUAGUACAGUUCCUAGGAGAUGCAGUGUUCAUCCCUGCAGGUGCACCCCACCAGGUUCAUAAUCUGUACAGCUGUAUUAAAGUGGCAGAAGAUUUUGUAUCUCCAGAACAUGUAAAGCACUGCUUCCGCCUGACUCAAGAGUUCAGACAUUUGUCUAACACUCACACGAACCAUGAAGAUAAGCUGCAGGUGAAGAACAUUAUCUACCAUGCAGUGAAAGAUGCUGUUGGCACACUGAAGGCUCACGAAUCCAAACUGGCUAGGUCUUAGGAGUUGCUAAUUCUGAAUCCCCUGUGAAGUAAGCCUUUGCUCACAGUACAUACAGGGACUGCACUUGACUGCCUCUGCGGGAGCAGAAGCCUCUCACUAAGAGCUGGUGUGGUCAGUAUUACACACACUCUUCAGCCACUGUUUUCUACGCUGCCUCAACACUGAAGGUCUAAUGGGAAGUUGCACUGUUACAUGCAGAAUUCCUGUCUGAUGAAAGGUGCCGUUUCCCUUUCCUGUGGCCUUCUGCAAAUUGGAAUUGCAUGGAAACCACAUGGUGUUCCUGCAUAUUAUAAUUAGAAAUGGUAUAAGAGUGUGACAUUUUUUUUCCUCAUGCCUAGUUAGUCUCCAAGAAAUUAGAAGGAAUGUGCUGGAGGUGGGGUAUCCUAUUGCAGACUUAAGUAGAUAGCUGCUGCAGAAGUGUGACCACCAGGAGCCCAACUGCAGAAACAUACACGCUAAUCCUUCCUAGUGUGAUUGAUACAGGCCAAGGAAAAGGGAUAAAGCUGUUCUCCACACUCCCCUUCUUGUAGCCGUUUAUACACUGUAGAACUGCAGAAAUACAGGGAGAACCCACUGCUUUUCCCAGGAGGCUCCAGAAUUAGGAGAAUUGUGUAUUUAGUGAAAAACUAGGUUUGUAGUGAAACAGUUAAUAUUUCAUGAAAGUAGAUAUUUUUAGUAUUUUUGAAAUACCACAACUGUUCCUGGAUUUGCAAGGAAAGGCACAUUACAUUUAGUCUUCCUUUCAAUAAAAUCAAUAAAUGAUUUGUAGAAAUCAGUCCAAAAUAGCACAAAAUCAGCCAAAGGAGAGCUAAGAGAAAUUGACCCUCCCCUUCCAGUUUCCUCAAAAUGAGAAGUAAAAAGGGGCAUGAACUUUGUUUUGACUUGGAGAUGUUGUGCAUCUCCUCCUGCACUGGUAAGGCCAGGCAAUAGUUCACCCGGUGCCGGUGCUAGCUCGGGGCUUCUAUCCUUUCCAGAAGUGAAGGAAAACUAAUUUUCAGAUAUCAGCUUUGUCCAGAACUAUUUUAAGUAAAACGUUCCUGCUUGAUAGAACUGUAUUCAGAAUUAACUAAAUGUCAGCAUUGAUGCGGUGGAUUUCAUUGUCCGGGUACAUGGGGAAAUGUAUCUACCUUAUAUCCAGCUGUACUGUAGUGCCACCUGCAGGCCUGUUAAUAUGUUCACGGUUAUUUCAUUUUU
Messenger RNA from Alligator sinensis (Chinese alligator), 6255 nucleotides. RefSeq names its product lysine demethylase 3B (gene KDM3B). Gene Ontology annotation, cellular component: chromatin; histone deacetylase complex. The record is from RefSeq and is a predicted model, not a curated record. Gene Ontology annotation, molecular function: chromatin DNA binding; histone H3K9 demethylase activity; transcription coregulator activity. Gene Ontology annotation, biological process: regulation of transcription by RNA polymerase II. NCBI's taxonomy places the organism in Eukaryota, Metazoa, Chordata, Crocodylia, Alligatoridae.